This is a messenger RNA of Helicoverpa zea (corn earworm), 2079 nucleotides long. Its product is annotated as 4-coumarate--CoA ligase 1-like. Gene Ontology annotation, cellular component: mitochondrion. The transcript is spliced from 9 exons. Lineage: Eukaryota; Metazoa; Arthropoda; Insecta; Lepidoptera; Noctuidae. The coding region runs from base 185 to 1888 and encodes 567 amino acids. The record is from RefSeq and is a predicted model, not a curated record. Gene Ontology annotation, biological process: long-chain fatty acid metabolic process; fatty-acyl-CoA biosynthetic process. Gene Ontology annotation, molecular function: long-chain fatty acid-CoA ligase activity.
UGUUUCAAAGUCCAAGGACACAAAGAUUUGCUAGUAAACUAAGUUUGCUAUUAUCGAAUUUAACAAUAGAUCGGCGGAUGUGUUGUUGUGACUUAUAUUCGUGUAUUAUUUAACCGACUACUGGGAGUUACCUCAGAACCGUGUUCGGCGAGGAAACGGAUAGUCGUGUGAAACCUCAGAAAAAAUGGCAAGUGCAGUGAGAAGUAAAGUGCUAAAAGUUUUAAACAAACAGAAAAAUGGAUUGUCAUUUGCCGCUGUCAGACAAAACAGUUCAGCUCCAGAGAAAAAUAUUCUGACGUCUGUGUAUAAAGAUCUUCCUGCAACCAGUAGUACAGUAAAUGACUUUGUAUGGCACAAUUUGGACAGGUGGCCUGAUAAAACCGCUACGGUAUGUGCAGUAACGGGCCUAGGAUACACAUAUGCGCAAACGCAUAAGAUGUCCAUAUCGUUUGCCGCCUCUUUGAGGACAAAACUCAAGUUGCAGAACGAUGAUAAGGUGGCCAUAGUUCUGCCAAAUAUCCCGGAAUAUCCUGUCACUAUUCUGGGCGUACUACAGGCUGGAUGUAUUGCCAGUAUGAUGAACCCUAUUUAUACAGCAGAGGAACUGAAACGCCAAAUACAAUUAAUCAAAUGCAAAGCUGUGAUCGCGUCGAAAAUAUCUUACGCGAACAUCAAAAAAGCUUUAACAGAACUGAAAGUAGACAUACCAAUAAUUUUAGUGGAUAACGAUGGUCUACCAGAAGGUACCAUAAAGUUCUCAGAGUUUGCUCAAGAUUUUAGCAUAGACACGACUUGUUUGAAAGAGGUGAAAAGAGGUCCUAAGGACUUGGCGAUAUUGCCAUUUUCGAGCGGGACUACAGGGUUCCCUAAAGCUGUGGUGCUCACACACUCAAGUGUUGUUGCCAUGAACCAGCAGAUUAUUGACCCUGAAAUCGUCGCUAUUAAAGAAACUACAUCAACAAACCAAGCAGUGUUGCCAGCAAUAUUACCCUUCUUCCACAUAUUCGGGUUUAACGCUCUGAUGAUGAAUCAAAUGGCGUUGGGCGUUAAGCUGGUUACCAUGCCUUACUUCAAACCUGAACUAUUUCUUCAGACGUUGGUUCAACAUAAAGCUGAAGUCUUGUUCUUGGUGCCACCUAUGGUGGUAUUCCUGGGUAAGCAUCCAGCCGUCACGCCUAAGCAUUUGGAGUCUGUCUACGGCAUCGUGAGCGGAGCUGCACCAAUCUCUAAACAAGACGCCGAAGCUGUUAUUGCUAAGAAUAAAAACAUAAUGUUCCGUCAAGGCUAUGGGUUGACGGAGACCAAUGGUGGUAUCUCCGUGGCGAGGAACGUCGAUUCGAACCAUGCAUCUGUUGGCUUUGUGUUCGCUAGCAGUGAGGUGAAGAUCGCUGAUGUUAAUACGCAAGAGGCUUUGGGACCUGGACAGGAAGGCGAGAUCUGGUUCCGAGGCCCCAACGUGAUGUCAAGUUACUAUGAAAACGAGGAGGCGACUAAAGAGGUUCUGACUCAAGACGGAUGGUACAAAACUGGUGAUAUUGGACGAUAUGAUGAGAACAAGUAUCUAUAUGUUACUGACAGACUAAAGGAACUUAUAAAGGUUAAAGGCUUUCAAGUACCUCCAGCAGAAUUAGAAAUGGUUCUAAGAACGAACCCCAAAGUACUUGAUUGCGCCGUCCUUGGUAUUCCUGAUCCAAUAUCAGGAGAAGUUCCCAAAGCAUUUAUAGUGACACAAGCCGGCCAAGAAUUGAAACCAGAGGAAAUUUUAGAUUACGUUAACACCAAAGUUACAGCCUUCAAGAAAAUCAAAGAAGUCCAAUUUGUACCAGAAAUUCCUAAAAACGCAGCUGGUAAGAUUUUAAGGAAACAGCUAAAGGAAAAAUACUGUUAGCAUUUAUUUUAAGACGGUACGAAUGGUUGGGUGAAAUGCAAGUAUGGAUUUUUGGUAUUUUUUUUGCAUUUAGACUUUGUACAAAACUUUUUUAUUGGCCUGUGUGAGUUGUCUCUUGGUUUAAGGUAUUGUUUCUAAACUUUUCAUACGUAAUUUUACAAUAAUAUAUAAGUAUGCAAUCAGUAAAUGAC